CUGCACACCACAACGUCCUGCGCAAGACCUUUGAGAUCCUGAGCAGCCGCCUUCCUCUCCUCCCCAGCCCACCUGCAAGUGCUGGAUUAUGCUUGUCACGUUCUCCCUUUGCUUCAUCAUCUGGUUGAAUCGUGGCUUCAAGUUACGGGAACGGGGCUGUACUUAGGCCCCAGCUGUUCAUGCCCGUGGACCCAGGAGAGCGGUUGUUUCACCUUCAUGCAGAGCUCUUGAGAGGGUAGUGGGACAGCCACCCUAUCCCACCCCUCUCUCUCGCUUUUUCCCUUGCUGGUUCAUUGGCUUGGCCUUUUCCAGGGGACCAUGGGGAGCACCGAGGGCUUCCAGUAUCGGGCCCUCUACCCGUACCGCAAGGAACGCAACGAGGACAUCGAUCUGUUACCCGGGGACACCUUGGUGGUGAGCAAGGGGGCCUUGCAGGCACUGGGCUUUAAGGAUGGAGAUGAGCAGAUGCCAAACCAGAUUGGCUGGAUUCUGGGGGUCAACGAGCGCACCAAACAAAAGGGUGAUUUCCCAGGCACCUAUGUGGAGUAUGUGGGGCCAGUGAAAAUCUCCCUGCCAUCCCAUCGUCCCAGGGUCACCAGGCCCCUGCCCGCCACUCCUGGAACAGGGGCAGCCCACACUCCAGAGGAACAAGGGGUGACACUUCCAGAACUUUCCGAGCAGUUUGCCCCACCGGAAGUUGCCCCACCUCUGCUGUGUAGGCUGGUGGAUGCAAUUGAGAAGAAAGGGUUGGACAGCAAGAUGCUCUACAGAACAUCUGGCUCCGAACUAAGGCAAGCACUGAGAACCGACUGGGCUGUGACUGGUGAUUUGGAGGUCUUGGAUGUGCAUUCCCUUGGCGAGGCUCUCAAGGGAUAUCUGCAAGAUCUGCCAACCCCGGUGGUGCCUCCUUGCGUGCAGGGUGAAAUCCUACAAGUGCUCCAAGAUGUUGCCCAACCAGAGCUUUGCCAAAAGCAGCUGCUUUCAGUGCUGGAGCCCCCGGCCAUGCCUCUGCCGCACCUCCUCACCUUCCAGUUCCUGCUGCGGCACUUUUCCAAGGCCACCGAACAAGCCGAAAGCAAUGGAUUGUCACCUCGGACCCUGAGUGAGAUCUUUGGGGUCCUGCUUCUUCAGCCGCCUCCAGCUGCCAGCUCUGAGACAAUACCUGAUUUUCCCACUCUCUUCCUGGAGACCCUUCUGCAGACCAAGGACACUGAGCCAGACCUUCCCCCUCCAGCUCUGCCUCCGAAGCCACCCAAACCGAAGCCUGCAGCAGCCUCCCUGGCCAACGGGAACGGCACGACCCUGCAGGAUGCAGAGUGGUACUGGGGAGACAUCUCCAGGGAGGAAGUGAAUGAAAAACUCCGAGACACUCCUGAUGGUACCUUCCUGGUGAGGGACGCUUCUAGCAAGAUCCAGGGUGAAUAUACACUGACCCUCCGGAAAGGGGGAAACAACAAAUUGAUCAAAAUUUUCCACCGGGAGGGCAAAUAUGGCUUCUCAGAGCCACUGACCUUCGGCUCUGUGGUGGAGCUCAUCAACCACUACCGGCAUGAGUCCCUGGCCCAGUACAAUGCCAAGCUGGACACUCGGUUGCUGUACCCAAUCUCCAAGUACCAGCAGGACCAGGUGGUGAAGGAGGACAGCGUGGAGGCUGUUGGGGAGCAGCUGAAAGUCUAUCACCAGCAGUACCAGGACAAGAGCCGCGAGUACGACCUCCUCUACGAAGAAUACACACGCACCUCGCAGGAAUUGCAAAUGAAACGGACGGCCAUCGAGGCCUUCAAUGAAACCAUCAAGAUCUUUGAAGAGCAGUGCCAGACACAGGAGAAAUGCAGCCGGGACUACGUGGAGCGCUUCCGGCGGGAAGGGAACGAGAAGGAGUUGCAGCGGAUCCUGAUGAAUUCAGAAAAGCUGAAGUCUCGCAUUACCGAAAUUCACGACAGCAAGAUGAAGCUGGAGCAGGACCUCAAGCAGCAGGCCUCUGAGAACCGGGAGAUCGACAAGCGCAUGAACAGUCUUAAACCUGACUUGUUGCAGCUGCGCAAACUCCGUGACCAGUACCUAGUAUGGUUGACCCAGAAGGGGACUCGCCAGAAGAAGAUCAAUGAAUGGCUUGGCAUCAAGAGUGAAACUGAGGACCAAUACUCCAUGAUGGAGGACGAAGAAGAGUUGCCCCACCACGAUGAGCGGACAUGGUACGUAGACAAGAUCAACCGCACCCAGGCAGAAGAAAUGCUGGCGGGCAAGCGCGAUGGGACCUUUCUUAUUCGGGAGAGCAGCCAGCGAGGGUGCUACGCCUGCUCCGUGGUGGUGGAUGGAGACACCAAACACUGUGUGAUUUACAAGACGGCGACAGGCUACGGCUUUGCAGAACCUUACAACCUCUACGCUUCGCUGAAGGAGUUGGUUUUGCACUACAAGCACACCUCCCUCGUGCAGCACAAUGACUCGCUCAAUGUCACGCUGGCACAUCCUGUCCUCUCCCAGCCUCCGCCUAGAUGAGUGCUUGCAUUCCCUUCCCUACCACUUCCCAUUUCUCACCAGAGAAUCAACAGAUUCACUUCCAGAAUCUGAUCAAUGGCCUGCCUUUCCUUGACUGCCCUGUGGGAUCAAAAGCCCUUCAGAUUUCCUUCCUGUGUUCACCCUUAACUAUGCCCAUUGCUUUCUGUCAGUGGCUCUCAUCUUCCAGUUCGUUUUCCUGCCUGCCCUCCUUCCUUUAGGCCAGUGUUUCUCAAUCUUGACAACUUUAAGACAUGUGGACUUCAACUCCCAGAAUUCCUCAGCCGGUAUGCUGGCUGGGGAAUUCUGGGAGUUGAAGUCCAUGCAUCUUAAAGUUGCCAAGGUGGAAAUACACUGGCCAACAUUUUUUUACAUUUGCUGGUGCAUUUUGAAGAAGCUCUUUAGAUCCUUUCUUCACAUUCUCCUAGUGGCUUGUUUUGGUGCUAGGGAUCUUAACUUACACCCCUGGGCACGAUCUCAGCAGGAAGCUGUUCUUGAAAAAAGGUGCUUUGACAGGCUGGCAAUCCCUAAGAACUCAGGGAGAGGCCAUUAUUCCCUUUCUCCUUUUUCUCCCUCCUGGAUUUGCCUGAGAAGGACGGGAUGAGAUGGUUGAGAGCUCCUCUGGCCUUGCAUCUGUGUUGGCAUCCACAUGUCACAGCUCAGUCUGCUUUGGAGUGACUCUCUCCCCAGUGUUGGCUUUCCCUUCCUUCCCCAGCACACGAUGAUGUGACAAUAAUCAGUUUUAGCUUCCUAUGCAGCUGCUUCUGUUCUUAAAUAUGCAAAAAUGGAGAGCAGAGAAGAAAACUCCAUUAUAGUGGUCUUUGGAAGCUCUGUGUGAUGUCCCUCUAUAUCCCCCCUGCUUCAAUCUGCCUUGCUUUCCAAGCACUUUACCUGCUGCCGAAUGGGCAGUGGGGGGAAUCCAGCAAGUUCAAAUGCCCUCGCACUUCAGCCUCCCCCCAUGGUUCUAUUUAACCAGGAUGCAGACCCUGCCUCUUGGAUUCUUUGAAGGCCGAUGCUGAGGCUAGCAAGGGAUGUUGGAGAUCCUCGGCUGGAGAUCCUUAGUGGCUGGGUGCAAGGUGAGACAAGGUGUAGCAUCCUUCUGAUAGGGCUCCACUUCAGCAUCCCAGCCAGUCCUGCUGCUCAGGGCUGUCCCUGUCCAUAUUUCUGGAUGAACCUGGAGAUAGGUGGCUCAACUGCAUGCAUGCUGGCAUAAAGCCAUAAACUCAUUUAUGCCCAAAAGGAAGGGGAGGGAGGGAGCUGCCAGUGUUUCUCCCUAGUAGGCUUCCUCCACCUGUAAUAUCCUGGCCUGCUUUCUGUAGUGCUGGCUGCUUCCAUUUCCAGGAGCUGGUCUAAAGCCAUUUGAUCAGUACAACCCAUAUCACUCACUCACUCACUCACACACACACACACACACCCCUUGUGAUUUCUGUCUCAUGUGUGCACAUGCAAUGCUCUCUGGUCUGAGCUUGCAUCAAUAAGCACUCUAUCCUUUGUCUUCCUAACAAAACCCCUUUCUGACACCAUUGCUGGCCUCCAGCAAAGGAGGGAGUCAUUUUUUAAAUUCUCGUUGUUCUUCUCAUUUAGCGAGGAGGAGGGCUCAUUCAUGGCCACAUCCCACCCCCCUGGAUCUGCAUGAUCCUCCCAUGCAGAACAGAGCAAGCUCAAGUGAAUGGAUUCCAGCAGCAAAAAUGUUCUUUUGCGUUCUUAUUCUAGAUAUAUGCAAUAAUACCAAACGCCUCUCUUAUUCCCCUUCCUCACAUCAUUCCAGCCAUACUUUCCAGGCUCCUUCACUUUAAAAAAGGAAACAAAUGUUUAUUAAAUCAUUGUAAGCUCCAGUAUUUGCGUCAGAAUUUGUUACUGUAAGAUAAAGAGAAAAUUAAAAGUUUUGUACGGUACUUCAGCAUUAAAAAUAAAAAUAAAAUGAAAUGUGUUAAUGCAAA
Molecule: messenger RNA, 4439 nt
Organism: Candoia aspera
Lineage: Eukaryota; Metazoa; Chordata; Lepidosauria; Squamata; Candoiidae
Gene: PIK3R2
Product: phosphoinositide-3-kinase regulatory subunit 2
Exons: 15
Coding region: 319-2502 (727 amino acids)
Biological process (GO): phosphatidylinositol phosphate biosynthetic process; insulin receptor signaling pathway
Cellular component (GO): phosphatidylinositol 3-kinase complex
Molecular function (GO): protein binding; 1-phosphatidylinositol-3-kinase regulator activity
Source: RefSeq, a predicted model, not a curated record